GAAGGAAAAAGGAGGGAGGGAAAAUAGAUAAAGAAGGAGAGACGCAGGGAAGGAAAGGAUGAGAGAGAUCGCUGAACGGGUAUAUGCUUUAUAACAAUCAUUUGUAGAAACUUUGCAUAUAAACGCGUCGCAAAGGAAGGGAGGAAGGGAACAGAGGAGAGAGAGAGAGAGAGAGAGAGAGAGAGAGAGAGAGAGAGAGAGAGAGAGAAGGAAGCGGAUUUCUAUAAUCAACACACGCCACAGAGUCGAAGUCGGAUUUCACUGAAAGGGAAUACCAAAUAAACUGUACAGGACAGCGAAGAAGAGAAGGUUUUACCCGCCGGAAAGACGACAGAAAACGAGCUCCUGCGAUGCGAUUGGCCGAGGGACCGGAUGUGCGGGCGGUGCGGAGGUCGGCCAUGGUGCACACGGAGGUCACGACCCCCGGGGUCACUGAGCACGCUCACAACGAGACGGGGCCCAUGAAAGAGCACGACGUCUUCACACACAUGAAGACCAAAUUCAUGAACGAACUGCACACAAUCCCACUCCCCCUGUGGGCUCUGGCCGGUAUUGCGAUUGUCGCCGCCCUGCUGGUGCUCUGCUGCUGCGCCUGCCUCUGCAAGAAAUGCUGCGGCCGCAAGAAGAAAGGCAAGAAGGGGAGGGGCAAGAAAGCGCAGAUCAACAUGAAGGACGUCAAAGGCAUGGGCGACAGCACCGUGGACAAGGUCCAGCCGGAUGUAGACGACCUGGACUCGGGGCUGACUGACGGGAGGAAGGACGAGAAGCUGGGCCGACUGCAGUACAGCCUGGACUACGACUUUCAGAAUGGACAGUUGGUUGUAGGUAUUAUCUCUGCGGAGGAUUUGCAGGCGAUGGAUAUGGGUGGCACGUCAGACCCCUAUGUGAAGGUCUACCUGCUCCCAGACAAGAAGAAGAAAUUCGAGACCAAAGUGCACCGCAAGACCCUGAGCCCCUCCUUCAACGAGUCCUUCAAAUUCAAGAUCCCCUAUGCUGAACUCGGUGGUAAGACUCUGGUGAUGUCAGUCUAUGAUUUUGACCGAUUCUCCAAACACGACGCGAUCGGGGAGGUCAAGGUUCCCAUGAGUCACGUGGACCUGGCGCAUCUCAUCGAAGAGUGGAGGGAUCUGGAAAGCGCUGAAAAAGAAGAGGUAGAGCAGUUAGGUGAUAUCUGUUUCUCUCUGCGCUACGUUCCCACCGCUGGUAAACUCUCCGUCAUUAUACUGGAAGCAAAGAACCUGAAGAAGAUGGAUGUGGGAGGACUAUCAGAUCCCUAUGUAAAGAUCCACUUGAUGCAGAAUGGAAAGAGGCUGAAGAAGAAAAAAACCACGAUCAAGAAAAACACCUUAAAUCCAUAUUACAACGAGUCCUUCAGCUUUGAGGUGCCAUUCGAGCAGAUACAGAAAGUGCAGGUGGUCGUCACAGUGCUGGACUAUGACAAGCUGGGGAAGAACGAUGCGAUUGGCAAAGUGUUUGUCGGCUGCAACUCCACCGGGACGGAGCUCCGCCAUUGGUCAGACAUGCUGGCCAAUCCGAGGCGCCCGAUCGCACAGUGGCACACCCUCAAAGAGGAACAGGACAUAGACGCCGUCCUGGGCAUCAAGACACACUGAGUUCACUUCCUGUCAAUGUAAACUAUGCUCGGGGCUGCUAAAAACUGUUCUCCUUUCACCCCUCCCCUCCUUUGUAAAGUAUAUGAUUUUGUUUGUAAACUUUACAUAGUUUAUUUCUUGUAAACUUUGCUUCAUGCUCCUGUAAAAUCUGUGUUUAGUUUUGAACUUUAUAUAGUGCGCUUGUAAAGUUUGUUUUUGGUUGUAAACUUUACUUGGUGCACCUUGUAAAGUUUGGUUUUAUUGUAAACUUUACAUAGUGCUCUUAUGAAGUUUUAUUUUUUGUAAACGUUACUUAAUACGUCUGUAAAGUUUGUUUUUAUUUGUAAAAGCUACUCAGUGCACCUUGUAAAGUUUGGUUGUAUUUGUAAACUUUACACUGCGCGCCUGCAAAAGCUGUGUUUUGUUUGUAAACUUUGCUUUGCGUACUUGUAAAAUUUAUUUUUCACAAUGUGUUAACUUAAAACUGAGUUAUUCUGGGAGCUGUGUAGUGAAUGGAGGUGCAGGACAGACAGACAGACAGACAGACAGGCAGGGGAGAUUCAGAGAGUUAUUCUGGGAGCUGUGUAGUGAAUGGAGGUGCAGGACAGACAGACAGACAGACAGACAGACAGGGGAGAUUCAGAGAGUUAUUCUGGGAGCUGUGUAGUGAAUGGAGGUGCAGGACAGACAGACAGACAGACAGACAGACAGACAGGGGAGAUUCAGAGAGUUAUUCUGGGAGCUGUGUAGUGAAUGGAGGUGCAGGACAGACAGACAGACAGACAGACAGACAGGGGAGAUUCAGAGAGUUAUUCUGGGAGCUGUGCAGUGAAUGGAGGUGCAGGACAGACAGACAGACAGACAGACAGACAGGGGAGAUUCAGAGAGUUAUUCUGGGAGCUGUGUAGUGAAUGGAGGUGCAGGACAGACAGACAGACAGACAGGGGAGAUUCAGAGAGUUAUUCUGGGAGCUGUGCAGUGAAUGGAGGUGCAGGACAGACAGACAGACAGACAGACAGACAGACAGACAGACAGGGGAGAUUCAGAGAGUUAUUCUGGGAGCUGUGUAGUGAAUGGAGGUGCAGGACAGACAGACAGACAGGCAGGGGAGAUUCAGAGAGUUAUUCUGGGAGCUGUGUAGUGAAUGGAGGUGCAGGACAGACAGACAGACAGACAGACAGACAGACAGGGGAGAUUCAGAGAGUUAUUCUGGGAGCUGUGUAGUGAAUGGAGGUGCAGGACAGACAGACAGACAGGCAGGGGAGAUUCAGAGAGUUAUUCUGGGAGCUGUGUAGUGAAUGGAGGUGCAGGACAGACAGACAGACAGACAGACAGACAGACAGGAGAUUCAGAGAGUUAUUCUGGGAGCUGUGUAGUGAAUGGAGGUGCAGGACAGACAGACAGACAGACAGACAGGGGAGAUUCAGAGAGUUAUUCUGGGAGCUGUGUAGUGAAUGGAGGUGCAGGACAGACAGACAGACAGACAGACAGACAGACAGGGGAGAUUCAGAGAGUUAUUCUGGGAGCUGUGUAGUGAAUGGAGGUGCAGGACAGACAGACAGACAGACAGACAGACAGACAGGGGAGAUUCAGAGAGUUAUUCUGGGAGCUGUGUAGUGAAUGGAGGUGCAGGACAGACAGACAGACAGACAGACAGACAGACAGGGGAGAUUCAGAGAGUUAUUCUGGGAGCUGUGUAGUGAAUGGAGGUGCAGGACAGACAGACAGACGGGAGAUUCAGGGAGUUAUGUACCUUUUAUAGCCUGGUGUGUGUGUGUGUGUGUGUGGCCGCUAUCAUUAUCUACUGCGUCGAGAGUGUUAGGUCGGCCAGGGUGUCCUCGGCUCACCGCGCACCAGCGACACCUUGUGGUCUGGCCGGGGGACUGCUGGCUUGCCUGUAAACUGCCCAGAGCAGCGUUAUCCUCCAAAACAGAAGGCAGACGGCACACAGUCCAAGCUGCGCUGCCGUAGUUAAUGUAUUGUGAAUCGGGACAGCCCUGGCUAUAGGACUACAGCUCCCAGCAUGCCUCUGCACCCGCUGCCAUGGCGAGGGAUGCUGGGAGCUGUAGUUCUUUAACUCUAGCGCUCAGCUUGUGUUAUUUAAUUAUGUGAUUAUUUGUAAUCCGUUACAGUAACUUUGAAAAUAACUACCCCCCCCCCAUCGCUCUCAUAAUCAUUCUCCAGCGACACGCUGUGAAAGGCGCGUCCGAGGGACUGGUUUCCGAUCUCAUGCAUUAGCCGCGCUCCCUGAUUUAAAUGUAGUUAUUUUUUCACAGACAGUGUAAUCCGUGACCACAUCCCAUUACCUGUCUAUAAAAGGAACCGCAACACUUACAGAUUACUGAAGAAAAAAAAAAGUAAUCGGAUUACAUGCAGUGCUCCCCAAAACCGAUUAGAGUUUAACCCGACCGCGAGUUGCAUAUGGCUGUCAUGUUUUGUGCUUCUUUGUAAAAAAUAUAGAAGAAAAAAAUAUAUAAACAUCAUAUAUUGUAUACUGCUCUUUUUUUUAGCUGUGAUUUUCAAUUAAAAAAACAUAUCUAAUAUU
Acipenser ruthenus (sterlet) is the source of this 4137-nucleotide messenger RNA. RefSeq names its product synaptotagmin-1-like. Gene Ontology annotation, cellular component: axon; synaptic vesicle membrane; dense core granule. Gene Ontology annotation, molecular function: syntaxin binding; phosphatidylserine binding; calcium-dependent phospholipid binding. The record is from RefSeq and is a predicted model, not a curated record. Lineage: Eukaryota; Metazoa; Chordata; Actinopteri; Acipenseriformes; Acipenseridae. The coding region runs from base 351 to 1613 and encodes 420 amino acids. The transcript is spliced from 9 exons. Gene Ontology annotation, biological process: regulation of dopamine secretion; cellular response to calcium ion; synaptic vesicle endocytosis.